Sarcophilus harrisii (Tasmanian devil) is the source of this 1890-nucleotide messenger RNA. RefSeq names its product homeobox protein MSH-C. The record is from RefSeq and is a predicted model, not a curated record. The transcript is spliced from 2 exons. Gene Ontology annotation, biological process: regulation of transcription by RNA polymerase II; embryonic morphogenesis. Lineage: Eukaryota; Metazoa; Chordata; Mammalia; Dasyuromorphia; Dasyuridae. Bases 104 to 985 code for a protein of 293 amino acids. Gene Ontology annotation, molecular function: DNA-binding transcription factor activity, RNA polymerase II-specific; RNA polymerase II transcription regulatory region sequence-specific DNA binding. Gene Ontology annotation, cellular component: nucleus.
CCCCCCCCCGUGAGCCCUCUGGAGCCCGGAGCGUGACAGGAGCCCCAUGCGCGCGGGCUGAGGCAUCGCCCCUCCCCGGGCCCCGGCCCUGGCUGCUGGGUGUAUGGCCCCCUCGUCCCUGACCAUGAAUCCCGGUGGCCAGAGGGGACCCGGCCCGGCGGCCGACAGCAGCCGAAGCAGCGGCCCCGGGACCGAAGAAACGGGCCCAGGAGCCGAGCCCUCGCUGUCGCUCUCGCCGUCACCGCGGGGCGCUGGGCAGCGUUCAGGCCCCGGCCCGCUGCCGUUCAGCGUGGAGUCGCUGCUGGUGUUGGAGCGCAGACCCGCGCGGGUGGCCCGGGCCCCCGAGGCGCGCGCCGGCCCGGGCCACGGCCACAGCCACAGCCACAGUCCGGGCCAGAGCAGGGGCGGCCGCUACGCGCCCGACGCAGGACAGGAGGCGGCGGCAGCCGGGGCUGCUGCGGAACCCCGCAUGGAGGCGGCGGCUGCAGCUGCCGGGGAGAGCCCCCGGGGGGACGCGGAGCCCGGAGCCUGGUUCCCCUCCGCCACCUACUCGUCUCCUCCUCAGCCCCCCAGUCCCCCACCGUGCACACUCCGAAAACACAAGAACAAUCGAAAGCCUCGGACGCCCUUUACAACGGCGCAACUGUUGGCCUUAGAACGAAAAUUCCGGCAGAAACAGUACCUGUCCAUCGCGGAACGAGCAGAGUUCUCCAGUUCUCUGAGCCUCACGGAGACACAGGUCAAGAUUUGGUUUCAGAAUCGAAGGGCGAAAGCCAAGAGACUACAGGAAGCCGAGUUAGAGAAACUGAAGCUAGCGGCCAAGCCCCUUUUGCCUUCUUUUGCCCUGCCCUUCCCUUUGGGGGCUCACCUGCAGGGUUCACCUACUCUGUAUGGAGCCUCCAGCACCUUUCCCCGGGGUACCCUGCAGCCAGUGCCGGGGCUUUUUACAACCCCGGUCACCUACGGCAUGUACUACCUGUCCUAGGGGGCACUAGUUUACUUAUAUAACCCCAAACUCAAGUCCAAAGACUUGGCGAGCCUGAAGCCCUUCAGAAAGCCUUAGGCCUAAACCUGAGAUCUGGAUGCCCGGGAAGGAGCUAGAGAUAUGUAUGGGCCAACCAAUAUGUCUUAAUCUAUGAUUGGGAGAAAUAACCCUGUAGUGGGUAAAAGUUCUGUGUAAAGAAUUGCUUGAGAGUGGAACCUUUGGCUGGUAUCAGUAUACUGAAUAGAAUCCCGAACCUGGGUUUGUUUUUUGUUUUUUGUUUUUUUGGCAUUCUCUCCAGAAACAGGGGAAAGGGGUGGGGAGGAACCUCUAAAUCCAAGGUUUUAGGUUCCCAGAAAAGAACUGUCCUGGAUUUACUCAGAGGAAUUUAUGGAGAUAUCCUUGGAUUUUUUUUUUUUUUUUUUACACCAGCCUCUGAAGCGACCUAAAUUGUUAGUAAUCUGAAGUGAGUACGGUCAAAAUCAGGCAGUGAAGGACCUCUUCCUGAUCAAUAUAAAGGAAGGCAGCCUAUGGAAGUCAUCUUGGAUUUGCUUUUCGAUGUAAAUCUGUGAAAGUAAGAUCCCCUAGGACUAUAAGUUCAGAUUUCCGCCAGUCUCCACAGCUCAGUGCCCGGAGCAGCAGGCUUUUGUAACUCUCCAACCUUUUGAGUUUCUUUUUCUUUUUUGAUUAAUAUGAGUUGCAUUUGAGGUCAGAAAUCUGCUUGGCAGUGCCUCUUACAGAUAUUUAAAAGAUGUAUUUUUAAAAGUCGUGUGCAUAUCAGAAUUAAGGAAACUGUUUACGGAAAGACAAUGUACAUAGUUUUUGUACAGUGGCCUCGGAUGGACUGGAAUAAAAUGUCCUAUUUUGUACAAAGCAGUCAAUAAAAUAUUCUAAGUUUAAUCCAUUGA